Molecule: messenger RNA, 899 nt
Organism: Patella vulgata (common limpet)
Lineage: Eukaryota; Metazoa; Mollusca; Gastropoda; Patellidae
Product: carboxypeptidase B-like
Exons: 6
Coding region: 147-800 (217 amino acids)
Biological process (GO): proteolysis
Molecular function (GO): zinc ion binding; metallocarboxypeptidase activity
Source: RefSeq, a predicted model, not a curated record
UAUCUACGAACGGAUUUGCUGGAACUAGAAGAGCAAUUUUAAUUGAAGCUGGUAUCCAUGCUCGUGAGUGGAUUUCACCAGCUGCCAUAUUGUAUAUUACUGACAGGUUAUUGGCUACAUAUACUACGGAUAGCCAGGCUGCAUAUAUGUUGAACAACUUUGAUUGGAUUAUUAUACCAGUAACCAAUCCUGAUGGUUAUGAAUAUUCACACACAAAUGAUCGCUAUUGGAGAAAGAACAGAGUUUUCAGGGGAGGUAAUUGCAGGGGAGUUGAUCUGAACAGAAACUUUGAUGCCAGAUGGGGAACCACUGGUGUUAGCUCAAGCUGCUCUAGCGACAUAUAUCCUGGUACUGGACCAAUGUCUGAAGUUGAGGCCCAAAAUGUCCAAGAAUUGGUAGCCGAUAUCCAAAAUGGCGGAACCCGACUGAUAGGAUAUUUGGCCGUACAUUCCUACUCGCAGAUGAUCCUUCUUCCCUAUUCCCACACCUUCGGGUCCAGACCACCAAAUUAUCAAGAUCUAGAUAACUAUGGUAUUUCUGCCGGUAAUGCCCUGUAUAACGUGCACGGCAGACGAUUCCAAGUCGGAACAGGACCCGAAUUGCUAUAUGCUGCUUCUGGUGGUUCAGAUGAUUGGGCUAUUAUGGGAGGUUCUGUAAAAUAUGCUUACACCUAUGAACUGAGACCAGCUUCAGCAAGUGCAGGAGGUUUUGUUCUACCAGCCAGUCAGAUUGUUCCUAGUGGAGAAGAACUAUUUGCAUCUUUCUACAAUCUUGCAAUCAGCUUUAAUAAUGACCUUUAAGCCAAUCGUUAGGUGUAAUACUGAUUUACGCGUUGAACUGGCGCAUAAUGAAUGAUACAGAGAGGUGCCUAGGAAUAAAUAAAUGACAUUUCCCAAGGA